Messenger RNA from Phragmites australis (common reed), 2187 nucleotides. RefSeq names its product protein ACCELERATED CELL DEATH 6-like. Bases 110 to 2083 code for a protein of 657 amino acids. The transcript is spliced from 3 exons. NCBI's taxonomy places the organism in Eukaryota, Viridiplantae, Streptophyta, Magnoliopsida, Poales, Poaceae. The record is from RefSeq and is a predicted model, not a curated record. Gene Ontology annotation, cellular component: plasma membrane. Gene Ontology annotation, molecular function: protein phosphatase regulator activity; protein phosphatase 1 binding.
AAAUGUCCCAGCAUGCGUCGCACAUCAAGUUCGAUGCAAAGCAAAUAAUCAGUGACAUAAAUCCGAAGUAAGCCACCCCCUUCACCGACUCCACCGACGCAAGCACAAGAUGGCCUCGCCGGAGGCCGAGACUUCGCCGCCGUCCACGCCCACCACCACGGCCUCAUGUCCCACCCCGCGCCCGCUGGCGACCUCGCCGACUAUGAACGCCGAGCUGCUCCGCGCCGCCCGGAGCGGCGACGAGCGGCGGCUCGUGAAGGCGCUCCUCGCGGACCCGUCCGCCCCCGACCUCGAGGUUGCCGCCACGGCCGGAGGGAACACGCUCCUCCACGUGGCCUCCGCGGGAGGGCACGCGGAGCUCGCGUCGCUCCUACUCCGACGCGCCCCGCGCCUCCUCGCCGCGCGCAACGCCGCGCUCGACACCCCGUUCCACCUCGCCGCCCGCGCCGGGGCCCACAAGGUCGUCGCCCUCCUGGUCGCCUCCUCGUCCUCAUCCUCCCCCGCAUCCUCCCUGUGCGCCCUGACCAGGGCCACGAACAGGCGCGGCGAGACGGCGCUGCACGACGCCGUGCGGGGAGGCCACGAGGCCGCGGCGCGCGCGCUGGCCGCCGCGGACCUGGGGCUCGUGGGGCUGUGCGGCGGCGCCGUGGAGUCGCCUUUGUACAUGGCGGCGGCGGCUGGGUCCCUGGGGAUGGUGCGCGUGCUCUUAAGGACAUAUAGGAGUGCGGAGGAGGAGAAAGUGGUGCCCGUAUUGGGCUCGUGCACGGGUCCGGGAGGCCGCACGGUGCUGCACGCUGCCGUUCUCACGAGCAACGAAAUGACACAGGAAUUGGUGCAGUGGAACCCAACUCUUGUGAAACAAGUUGAUGAUUCGGGCAGUACUCCUCUUCACUACAUUGCAUCUGUUGGAAAUAUUUCCACAAUGAAGCUCUUAUUGCGCCAUGAUACUUCUUCAGCAUACGUCUCAGAUUCAAAUGGCUUAUUCCCUGUGCAUAUUGCUGCUAAAAUGGGAAAUGGUCAACUCAUCUAUGAACUCUGUAGAUACUGCCCAGAUUGUGACGAAUUGCUUGACAGUAGAGGAAGAAAUUUCCUACAUAUUGCUGUUGCACAUAAGAAAUGGAAAGUUGUUUGGCAUUUCUGUGGCACCGCGGAGCUUGGAAGAAUGGCGAAUGUCAUGGAUUCUGAAGGGAACACACCUCUGCAUCUUGCUGUCAAGAAUGCAGACCAGAUGAUAGUGAGCCUUCUGAUGGCAACUACAGUUGUAUUGCCAAAUAUAGUGAACAACCAGGGCCUCACUGCCUUGGAUCUUGCGGUACUGGCAACUGACAAAGGAAUAAGUUAUACACUGAAUCCACAGGUCAUUAUACUUCGCUGCUUGGCAUGGACAGGAGCUGUCCUUAGUCCUCGUCGGCUGGAUCAUUUCAUAGAUGAGUUCAGCAUUGGGAAAACUUCUGGAAACGAGCUCAAGAAAUUUACCAACAUUUCGCAGAAUUUAAUUGUUGGCUCAGUGCUUGUCUCUACAGUCACGUUUGCAGCACUUUUCACUCUGCCUGGUGGCUACAUAUCAGAUGGACAUCCACACGCCGGUGCCCCAAUAUUGUCACACAGAUAUACUUUCAAGGCGUUUGUGAUGGCAAACACUCUUGCAUUUGUUGGCUCCACGUUGUCCACCAUUUGGCUCACUUAUGCUGGAUCAGAACAUGUUCAUCCGCUGCUUCGUGCAAUCUACAUGUUCCUCUCUGUAAUUUCGAUGGAGCAGGCAACAAGAAGUAUGGUUCUAGGAUUCGCAUUGGGAGCAUAUGUUGUUUUGAGCCCAGUUAGUGAUCGGAUUGCCAUCGUGGUCUGCCUGUGUACCUUCACGACCCUCUUGCUUCGCAACCCAUCUAGUUGGCAGCUAUGGUUCCUGAUCAUGCCAAUAAAGAGGCGAUUGGGGUGGAGAGGAGCUUUUAAAACCCACUUGCCUCAAGAAACAAGGGGUCGUAUUACAGUUGGUAUUGGCUCCAAUUUUGCUCGUCUAUUCCUUCGGAGGAUGCUUGGUAUGGUAUUUACUUACAGCUUUAUCUUUCUGUUGGCAUUGCUAUGAGAACUGCAACAGUGUGCCUUGGUGUAAGAUUCACAUUCCUUGGAAGAGUUGCGUGUUUUGUAUAUAGAAGUUCUUCAAGUUGCAUGGUGCUGGGUUUUCCUUUC